UCUGGGGACAGUCAAACUGGAUUCCAUAGGGAAAGCCUGCAAAUCACUUCUAUUUUAGCCGGGAGAAAACAGAAUCUCCAUCCAGCGGGGUCCACCCCUCUCUCUUUCUCCCUCUUCUCUCUUUCUAUCUCUUCCCUCCCCCUCCUCCCCUCUCUCCCCUCCCCCUACCCGCUCUGGUGUCUGUCUGGCGACCAGCGUCCUCCUCUGCGCGCAAAGGAAAGAAACAUCUUUGGUUGGGAGAGAAGGAGGGGGGAAAAAAGCGAGAGAGAGAGAGAGAGAGAGAGAGGAAAAAACUUGCCUGGUUGUGGAAAAUGACACUUGAAGUAGCAAAGCCGGCAGCGCGAGUUGAGCCUAUUGUUUCUUAAAUUGCCAUCAGGUUUUUUUUUUCUUCCUGCUUCUGCAAGUGGAGGUACCGUUACAAAAGGCCCCUCCUGUCCUGCACCGGCCUGUGACCACUACAAAAAAAAAGCGCAAAAAAAAAAAAAAACACCCCAACCCAAAAUCAACCAACCAAACAACCCCAACAGCCAAGCAUACAUCUCUAAUUUUUUUAUUUUGGUCUUUUCGUUGGAUUUUCCCUUUUUUCUUUUUUUUUUUUCUUCUGGUUAUCGCUCAGUUUUGAGCGAAGGUUUACAAUUUUUUUUUAAAAUUUGCUUUCCAGCCCGCCUUGAUCUUCUAGCGUGAGUUCAUCGUCUCAAAAAAAAUCUCUGGUUGGCGUUUUUCUUUGCUUUUUUUUUUUUUCAAUAUUUUCAAGGGGGAGGAGAUUUUCCACAAGAAAAGGUUGUUUUCAUGUUUGGGAUUCAGGAAAGCAUCCAACGGAGUGGAAGCAGCAUGAAGGAAGAGCCGCUGGGCAGCGGCAUGAACGCGGUGCGGACGUGGAUGCAGGGCGCCGGGGUGCUCGACGCCAACACGGCGGCGCAGAGCGGGGUGGGUCUGGCCCGGGCUCACUUUGAGAAGCAGCCGCCUUCCAAUCUGAGGAAAUCCAACUUCUUCCACUUCGUCCUGGCCCUCUACGACAGACAGGGCCAGCCCGUGGAGAUCGAGCGGACAGCCUUUGUGGGGUUCGUGGAGAAGGAAAAAGAAGCCAACAGCGAAAAGACCAAUAAUGGAAUUCACUACCGGCUCCAGCUCCUCUACAGCAAUGGGAUAAGGACAGAGCAGGAUUUCUACGUGCGCCUCAUUGACUCCAUGACAAAACAAGCCAUAGUGUAUGAAGGCCAAGACAAGAACCCAGAAAUGUGCCGAGUCUUGCUCACACACGAGAUCAUGUGCAGCCGCUGUUGUGACAAGAAAAGCUGUGGCAACCGAAAUGAGACACCCUCAGAUCCAGUGAUAAUUGACAGGUUCUUCUUGAAAUUUUUCCUCAAGUGUAACCAAAAUUGCCUAAAGAAUGCAGGAAACCCACGUGACAUGCGGAGAUUCCAGGUCGUGGUGUCUACAACAGUCAACGUGGACGGCCAUGUCCUGGCAGUCUCCGACAACAUGUUUGUGCACAACAACUCUAAACAUGGGCGGAGGGCACGGAGACUUGACCCCUCGGAAGGUACGCCCUCUUAUCUGGAACAUGCAGCUACUCCCUGUAUCAAAGCCAUCAGCCCGAGUGAAGGAUGGACGACGGGAGGCGCCACUGUGAUCAUCAUAGGGGACAAUUUCUUUGAUGGGUUACAGGUCAUAUUCGGUACCAUGCUGGUCUGGAGUGAGUUGAUUACUCCUCAUGCCAUCCGUGUGCAGACGCCGCCUCGGCACAUCCCUGGUGUUGUGGAAGUCACAUUGUCCUACAAAUCCAAGCAGUUCUGCAAAGGGACACCAGGCAGAUUCAUUUACACAGCUCUCAAUGAACCCACCAUUGAUUAUGGCUUCCAGAGGUUACAGAAGGUCAUUCCCCGGCACCCUGGAGACCCUGAGCGUUUGCCAAAGGAAGUAAUUCUCAAAAGGGCUGCGGACCUGGUGGAAGCGCUGUAUGGGAUGCCGCACAACAACCAGGAGAUUAUUCUGAAGAGAGCGGCUGACAUCGCAGAGGCUCUGUACAGCGUGCCCCGCAAUCACAACCAGCUCCCAGCUCUCACUAACACCUCAGUCCAUGCAGGGAUGAUGGGCGUGAAUUCCUUCAGUGGACAACUGGCUGUGAAUGUCUCCGAGGCAUCACAAGGCACCAAUCAAGGUUUCACCCGCAACUCAAGCAGUGUGUCACCCCAUGGCUACGUGCCGAGCACCACCCCACAACAGACCAACUACAACUCAGUCACCACAAGCAUGAAUGGCUACGGCUCAGCUGCCAUGUCCAAUCUGGGCGGCUCCCCGACUUUCCUCAAUGGCUCAGCUGCCAACUCACCCUAUGCCAUUGUGCCAUCCAGUCCCACCAUGGCCUCCUCCACAAGCCUCCCCUCCAACUGCAGCAGCUCCUCGGGCAUCUUUUCCUUCUCACCAGCCAACAUGGUGUCAGCCGUGAAGCAGAAGAGUGCUUUUGCACCUGUCGUCAGACCCCAGACUUCCCCGCCUCCCACCUGCACCAGCACCAAUGGGAACAGCCUGCAAGCGAUAUCUGGCAUGAUUGUUCCUCCCAUGUGAAAGGAUUGCCUUGAAGAAUUUUAUUAAUGAAGAAGUUGGAUUCUGCUACAGAGAGUAAUCCGAUACAAGUCCCAGAGUGGAACUUCUAACUCAGGCCUUUUUAAGAGGAAUCACAGUAACUGCAGAUUUUUAAACGAACAGAAACCACCGACCUUGCAGACACUGAAGUUGGAAGGAAUCUGCAAGUGCAGGGUGUUGGUUAAAGUUGUACCUCCCUAGUGUUUGGGGGAUAUAUUUAUUCUGUGUUGAUAAAAGCAAAUUCAUUUUUUCUUUUUUCUUUUUCUGUUUUUUUUUUUAAGCUUAACUCUGCAAUCAUUUGUCUUUUAUAAACCGUAAAGCUAUAUACAAGGGACACUAUAAAUAAGACUCCAUGUUUUAAUUUAUGAUGUUUUUAAAGCUGUGUAAAGGGAGAAUGAAGUGGUGAUAUUUACAAAAAAAAGUUUUUAAAAAAGAAAAAAAAAGCUUGUAUGGGACAGAAUAGGAAUGCCAGUUAGAUUUUUUUAGAAAACUAAGGGUCGGCUUUUGCGCCUUAAAGCAUAUCAAAUGGUAGUUAGCUCAGACCGUGCAUUUUCAGUAUCUAACUUACCUUGCCAUCCCUUAGCCGUGCAAGCCUGUUUAUUUAUCUCUUUCGUAUUGUUGUCUUAAGUAACUGUGUAUAUAAAUGCAGCCUGGAAAGUGAAAAAUUGAUGUCAGUGAUCACAUUUUUUCCCUUCUACUGAAAAAAUCCAGUGCCUCUAGAUAGCUCAUUCAAACGCUUACUGAAACCUGCUAUCCUUCCUCGUCUGACUUCUGCAGCCCUGGUCGCAAGCCCCGGGCCUCUGGGAGCCGAGAGCCACACUUACGCGAGGAUCUCUCUUAAGACAUCACAGAACAGGGUCCAGGCACAGAAUUUCACACUCUGCCCUCCAGUUAACAAGCCAAAUUCUCACUUAUAAUCCGCCAUUUACCAGUUCAAAGUUUACUCAUCCUCAAAGCUGACUUCCUCCCAAUUCUUCAAAACCUGACUAAAGCAAUGUGGCAGGUAUUUCCAUUUUUCUACUUGGAGAUUGGGCUCUAUCAAUGGGCCCUUAGGUUCCUAACAGAAGAUUCAAACAACAGGUUAAGUGCUUUGAGAUUCAGAGUCAAAGGAAGCUGGGGGAAACAGAAGGUCCAGACCUCGAAAACAGUUUUCUGUUCUAUGGAAAUUUUUGCUCUCGUUAUCUGGGAAGUGUUCUUAAAAAUAGGGAGUUGAUGGCAAACACGCAGCAAAGCUCUGAGGAUGCAUUCGCCUCGUGUGGUUUUUCUUUGCCGUUGUGUUUUUGUAUGUAGUUAUAAAUACUGUAGAUUUUUUGUGAUUUUUUGCCAAAGUUGUUGUUCUAUUUAUACAUUUUAAUGUCUUAAGACAGUUUUUCAAUAUCACAAAAAGAUUUUACUGCAUAUUUUGCAAAGAAAAAAAGCUCACUACCUUUAGCUUGCACAUACUUGCAAAAGUUAAUUAAAAGGCUUUUUGUUUUAACGGGGAUUUUGUAAAAUAUCCAUAUAAAUAAUGUAUUUAUCUUUGGAAUUUGUACAUUGCUUUUCCCUUCCUUUCUUCCUCCCACCCUCAGUUUAUUUUAUUGUGUAUGUUUGCUAUGUGAAAAGUACGUAUUUGUUUGGUCACCUACAGUUGUAUUAGCUGUUUCAAUGUGAUUUUAAAACAUUUCAUUUAUAGUUAUUUUUAGUAUUGUUUUAAACCAUGCUUCAAUUUUUUUUAUUCCCACCCAAAAGCCAUUGUCUAUUUUUGUAUUAUUUGUAAGUUAAGAAGUUUUUUCCAAUAUAUGGCAAAAAAUAGUAGCAUAUUAUUCUUGUAGUAUUUAGUUCUGUAGAUCAAAAACAAAAUGUAUCCUUUGCUUUGGAAGCUUACAAAAAACCCUAAUGCUGUUUUACUCUAUUAAUAUGCAUGGAAUCUCUCCCUUUGGAAUAACGCAUUUUGUGCAUUAAAUUCGGGGGAGAAACUUCAUAGAAAUCAAUGAACAUACUUUCUUUCUAAGUCUGCUUGUAUAUUUCCUCUGUCCUUCACAUAAAUAUAAACCAGCAGAUUGGAUGCCUUAACCAUGCAGAUCAUAUUCAUUUCACUUGUACAUUGCAAUUGUGCACCAGAAUUCUCAGUCAUCACUAACAUUCUCAGAAAAAAAGGAAAAAAAAAAAGAAAAAAAAAACAAAGAAAUUGAAAAGCACAAAAGAACUGUUUUGUUACCUUAAGACAAUGUAACUUUUUCUAGUAGAGCAAGAAAUCAUUUACAACAAUGCUGCAACUGUGCAUGCCCCCAUAUGGAUUUUGCAAUGGUUUUCACUAGACUGUCAGAGUGCGAUUUUUAUGGGUCGGGGCGGGCGGGGGUGGGGAGCUGUGGGAGGGCAGGGAGGGAUGAAAGCUGAUUUUUCAUGGUGAGAAAUAAUAAUGAUGAUGACUGAUAAUAAUAAAAACUGGAAAAUGUAAGCAAGGUUUAGCGUUGCUUCUCGGUACUCAGAAAGGUGGUGUGAUUCGUGUGGUCAACGCUGGCCUGAAGAUGGAUACAAUGUAAAGCCAUAUUUUGUCUGGUGGUCCCCUUAACUGUUUGCGAAGGAACAGUGGUCAGCCAGUGAGGUGCCUGGCUCACUUAGCCCCGACAGCAGACACUACCCAUCUGUCAGCCAUGUGCAGUGGUUAGAACUUUUCUGGAAAGUCCAAAGAGCCUUUAAAAUGCGUAUGACUUGUGUUUUGUUGCAUUUGUUUAUAUUGAUUAGAUGAAGACGUUCUGGCCCUUUUACCCUCUUUCUUCUACAUAAAAAUUUCAAAUAAAAGAUAUGUUCCCCUAAAAACAGAAUAUGGCUUUAAGAGGAAAAUGGAAUAGAGAAUUCAAUUCUGAUUUCAGGUUUGGGGGAAUAAUACAGCUUCUGGAUGACUGGAUUGGAUCAUGUGCCCUGGCCUCACAUUGUACUAGGAUGCAGCUUGAUACAGUCAUCUCUGAUCUACUAACCUUUCACCUUCUUAACAAAACUUUUUGAAUAGACACACACUGUACAGUUCAAUUGUUAGAGAACCUAACUACUGUAGAGAUUGUUAUAAUUUUUUUUUUGCAAAAAUUCAAGCUGUAAAAACUUUUCAACUUUCACAAUAUUUAAUUAAAGUUACUUCCUGUCUGUGAU
Ochotona curzoniae (black-lipped pika) is the source of this 5712-nucleotide messenger RNA. RefSeq names its product EBF transcription factor 1 (gene EBF1). Lineage: Eukaryota; Metazoa; Chordata; Mammalia; Lagomorpha; Ochotonidae. The transcript has 16 exons. Gene Ontology annotation, biological process: regulation of transcription by RNA polymerase II. The record is from RefSeq and is a predicted model, not a curated record. Bases 790 to 2568 code for a protein of 592 amino acids. Gene Ontology annotation, molecular function: DNA-binding transcription factor activity, RNA polymerase II-specific; RNA polymerase II cis-regulatory region sequence-specific DNA binding.